AUGCAGUUGCUGACCAAGGCAAUGCUGCCAUCGACGAUGACGCUGGUGGAGCUGGUGGAGCUAGUCGAGCUGGUGGAGCUAGUCGAUCCGGUGGAGCUAGUCGAGCUAGUCGAGCUGGUGGAGCUGGUCGAGCUGGUGGAGCUAGUCGAGCCGGUGGAGCUGGUCGAGCUAGUCGAGCUAGUCGAGCCGGUGGAGCUAGUCGAGCUGGUGGAGCUGGUGGAGCUGGUGGAGCUAGUCGAGCUGGUGGAGCUAGUCGAGCUAGUCGAGCUGGUGGAGCUAGUCGAGCUAGUUGACCCGGUUGAGCUGGUGGAGCUGGUGGAGCUAGUCGAGCCGGUGGAGCUGGUCGAGCUGGUCGAGCUGGUCGAGCUAGUCGAGCUGGUGGAGCUAGUCGAGCUAGUCGAGCUAGUUGAGCUAGUCGACCCGGUUGAGCUGGUGGAGCUGGUGGAGCUAGUCGAGCCGGUGGAGCUGGUGGAGCUAGUCGAGCUAGUUGAGCUAGUCGACCCGGUUGAGCUGGUGGAGCUGGUGGAGCUAGUCGAGCUGGUGGAGCUAGUCGAGCUAGUUGAGCUAGUCGACCCGGUGGAGCUGGUGGAGCUGGUGGAGCUAGUCGAGCUGGUGGAGCUGGUGGAGCUGGUGGAGCUGGUGGAGCUAGUCGAGCUAGUCGAGCUAGUCGAGCCGGUGGAGCUAGUCGAGCUAGUUGAGCUAGUCGAGCCGGUGGAGCUGGUGGAGCUGGUGGAGCUAGUUGAGCCGGUGGAGCUGGUGGAGCUAGUCGAGCUAGUUGAGCUAGUCGACCCGGUUGAGCUGGUGGAGCUGGUGGAGCUAGUCGAGCUGGUGGAGCUAGUCGAUCCGGUGGAGCUGGUCGAGCUAGUCGAGCUGGUGGAGCUGGUCGAGCUGGUGGAGCUAGUCGAGCCGGUGGAGCUGGUCGAGCUAGUCGAGCUGGUCGAGCUGGUCGAGAUGAUGGAUGUGGUGGAGGUCGUGUAGUAGUGGU
This is a messenger RNA of Monosiga brevicollis MX1, 985 nucleotides long. RefSeq lists its product as uncharacterized. Bases 1 to 978 code for a protein of 325 amino acids. The transcript has 2 exons. The record is from RefSeq and is a predicted model, not a curated record. Lineage: Eukaryota; Choanoflagellata; Craspedida; Salpingoecidae.